AUGGAGGUAUCUGGAAAGAAACGUGACCCUGACUUUGACAGGGGCUCCACAGACACAACUGUCUACUGUCAGCCGUGUAAAGAGGAGGGCAAACGCGCUAUAGCACAGGAAUUCUGUCAGACCUGCGAGGAGUACAUGUGUGAUCCCUGUAUCAAGGCCCAUAAGAAAUUCAAGAUGUCCAGGAACCACAUUAUGUUGUCAAAAUACACGAUGCCGUCUUUCUAUCCAUCCACCAAGCAGUCUGACAUCGGCGACACGGAAUAUUGUAAAAACCAUCCAAAGGAGAUAAUCAAGUUUUACUGCCCGACCCAUGGCGACCUUGGCUGUGCUGACUGUGUCGUACUUAACCAUCGCAGCUGUAAAGUCGAUUACAUCGCUGACGUGGCUGAAGAUUUUGUCAUUGGAAAUGAUUUCAAAGAGCUGGAACCAUCGAUCAAACGAGCUGAAGAUCUUCUAUCUGGGUCUAUAAGUAAUGUCAAUGAGCUUUUGGACAAGGUUGAAAAACAGUCUGAGUACGAGAUCGCCAGAUUAAGGAAGUUCCGGGAAGAAAUCAACACCUUCCUGGACCGCCGCGAGAAGGAGUUGCUCGAUAACAUCCGGAAAAUGAAGACCGAUGAUAAAAGCGUGCUGACUGCAGUAAAGACUGACUGUGAGUCGUCGAAAUCGGGACUUGAGGCCAUAAGGACGGAUCUGUCUUCCGGCGACAUCUCGAUGAGCCAGCGGUAUGUAGCGGCGAGGAGAGCCCAGAGGACCAUACGGGAUAUACUGGAGAAGAAGGAGCAGAUGACUGGUCUGAUAAAGGCCCGGAAGUAUCAGUUUGUUAAUGACCCGGACACGGAACGUCUUCUUAGAUCGAGCAUGGGCCUGGGAACACUGGACGUUGCAGGAGAGUUUGUUCCAGUUCCUGACCUCUCUACGGUGACAUGGAAGAGCGGGGCGGAUAUCAACGUUAAAACGACUCAAGACCAGGAAACCUCCUGGAUCAGCGGCUCCGCCCUACUCUCGUCUGGUCUCUUACUCCUGGCUGACUGGAAUAACAAUAAUGCCAAACUUGUAAACGUCCCCGCCCGCACGGUCACGUCCCGCCUCCAGCUACCAGGCCAGCCCUGGGACGUGUGUGUGCUCCAUGAUGACCAGGCCGCCGUCACUCUCCCGAAUAAAAGCAUGAUUCAGCUGAUGUCUACAAAGCGAGGACAGCUGUCGUGUGGAAAGGAAAUUAAAGUAUCACCCGACUGUCGUGGUAUUGCGUUCUACAACAGCAGAUUAUACGUUUCUUACCCACCAAACUCGCGUAUUGAAAUGAUGACAUUGGAUGGUCAUAUUAUAAGUACAUUCCAAACAGAUGAUGGAAGACAACUUUUCCAAGCACCAUAUUACCUAACUGUGUCAGCUUUAACACAACCGACCCUGUACGUGUCUGACCUCACUGCUCACACCGUUCUCCAGCUGUCCCUGGACGGGAAUGUCCUGUAUGAGUACCGGGACGAGCAGUUCAUCUGCCCCCAGUCAGUAGUAGAGGUAGGGCCAGGUCAAUUUCUCAUGUGUGGAGGGGGCUCCCACAACGUGAUGCUGCUGACGGAGAAGGACGGCAAUAUGACAGAAGUACUGAGACAAAAGGACGGCCUGAACAAGCCGUACUCCGUGAACUUCUGUCCUCACACACGUACCAUUGUUGUCGGGAUGUACGAUAAUAACUCAAUGAAGGUGCGCUCCGACGUAACGGGAAUUUUCGGGACCGCUCCGGCGUAACGCCUCCGGAUCCAACCGGUCGGGAGUGGUCAGCCGAGCAAACGACUUUAAACCGCCAAAGUCCAUAUGUUUAUGCUUUACAUAACCCGCAUCAUUUGACGAGUUUAUCUGUUUAAUUCAUUCACUGAAUAUCAUUCUAUAACCUCCUAUAAACAACAAAAUCAAAACUUUUCAAUAGUAUUAUUUUGGAAGUUUCAGUGAAGCACUUGGGAAACCGAUGACCACGUACAGAAUGAACUUGCAACAUAAGCAAAGUAUGUCUAGAUAACAACAUGCUUGACAAAAAAUGGAGCUUACAGACGUGGUCGACUUGCCGAGGAAAAACUGAGAUUAUAAGUAUCUUCCAUGGCCGAGAGUGUAAGAUAUGUUCAUUCCGACCCGAAGGUAGGGUGUUUUGCGGAAACGAGGUUUACCGAGCAAGGACAAAUUAAGCAAGGAAAGACUGAUUGUAAACAGUACGGUUUAUGGUUACGAUGACCAGACGAUAUAUUUGAUCGGCCGUGCACGUGGUAGACCGGGAACAGAAUCGCAUGAACCUCUUCACAUUUAUCAAUUGUUGCAAUAUAGUGCCAUUCAUAAGAAUAUCGAUAGGUUAGAUAAAUAAAAAAUAUGAAAACAAAUUAACAAUGAAUAAAUUAUGCAAAUGUUUUCCCCAUUUUUACCAAA
Molecule: messenger RNA, 2415 nt
Organism: Mya arenaria
Lineage: Eukaryota; Metazoa; Mollusca; Bivalvia; Myida; Myidae
Product: E3 ubiquitin-protein ligase TRIM71-like
Exons: 3
Coding region: 1-1749 (582 amino acids)
Molecular function (GO): zinc ion binding
Source: RefSeq, a predicted model, not a curated record